This is a messenger RNA of Zea mays, 3848 nucleotides long. Its product is annotated as ATP synthase subunit a, chloroplastic. The record is from RefSeq and is a predicted model, not a curated record. Bases 110 to 853 code for a protein of 247 amino acids. Gene Ontology annotation, molecular function: proton transmembrane transporter activity. Gene Ontology annotation, biological process: proton motive force-driven ATP synthesis. NCBI's taxonomy places the organism in Eukaryota, Viridiplantae, Streptophyta, Magnoliopsida, Poales, Poaceae. The transcript has a single exon.
UCUUGGUAUAUUAAAUAUAAGAUUAAUACUUCAAGUUGCUGAGUUGAGAAAGAGAUGCUUGAAUCAAAAGAAUUCCUUUUUUGAAGUUCAAUUUUUAUCAGAGGACAAUAUGAAUAUUACACCAUGUUCCAUUAAAACACUCAAGGGGUUAUAUGAUAUAUCGGGUGUAGAAGUAGGGCAACACUUCUAUUGGCAAAUAGGAGGUUUCCAAAUUCAUGCCCAAGUACUCAUCACUUCUUGGGUCGUAAUUACUAUUUUGCUAGGUUCAGUUAUCAUAGCUGUUCGGAAUCCACAAACCAUCCCGACCGAUGGUCAGAAUUUCUUCGAAUAUGUCCUUGAGUUUAUUCGAGACUUGAGCAAAACUCAGAUUGGAGAAGAAUAUGGUCCCUGGGUUCCCUUUAUUGGAACUAUGUUCCUUUUUAUUUUUGUUUCGAAUUGGUCAGGUGCUCUUUUACCUUGGAAAAUUAUAGAGUUACCCCAUGGGGAAUUAGCAGCGCCCACGAAUGAUAUAAAUACUACUGUUGCUUUAGCUUUACUAACAUCAGCGGCAUAUUUUUAUGCGGGUCUUAGCAAAAAAGGAUUGAGUUAUUUCGAAAAAUAUAUUAAACCAACCCCAAUCCUUUUACCUAUUAACAUCCUAGAAGAUUUCACAAAACCAUUAUCACUUAGUUUUCGACUUUUCGGAAAUAUAUUGGCGGAUGAAUUAGUCGUUGUUGUUCUUGUUUCUUUAGUCCCCUUAGUAGUCCCUAUACCGGUCAUGUUUCUUGGAUUAUUUACAAGCGGUAUUCAAGCUCUUAUUUUUGCAACGUUAGCCGCAGCCUAUAUAGGUGAAUCCAUGGAAGGUCAUCAUUGAAUUAACUAGUUUUUGAAAUAGUCUUUCUUUUUUUAGCUUAGCCCAAUUCAUGCAUGAUUCCGGAUAAUCCUCUUAGUUGGAAAACUAAAUAGUUCGAAAGGCGUAUGAAUAUACAACCUAGAGUUGUAGGAGAGAGAAUAGACUAUAUUAUGGAAGAGGUAAAGUAUAUAUGCAUUCAGGGGGGCCAAGUCAGGUUAGAUCUAUAUCUUUAAUGCCUAUAAGACAGUCAUCUUUUGUGUGGCUUUCUAAAGAAUGAUUUUAGAAUCGGAUUCAAUAGAAAAUGAGAAAAUAGGCAAACAAAAUAGAAGAAACAAAUGUAUAUGGGAUUUUUUUUAUUCCUAAGUUAGAUUCAUUAUCUAAUCCGAUAUAUAGAAUUCCCUUCUAUAUGGAACUGGAUUCCAUAUCUAGUUCUAUGCAGCAUAUUGUUAUCAAUUGUAUAUCUUGAUUUGAUUCCUAUUGGAUUUGGAUUAGUUCGAUUUCAAUAGGGGUUCUUCCUGUAUUUCGUCUUUUAUUAUGUUAGAUGAAGGGGAAAAAAUGGGAACUCAAAGAUAUCGAAGAGUAAAAAAAAGGAUGGAAUAAAAGAGUGAUUGGUUGAAAAGAAAGAGAAAUAGAAUAAUGAGAAUCAUAUGGAUUUACACAAACCUCUAAUGAUUAGAAACUAAAAACGAGAUCUCGAAGUAAUUCGAACGAUUUCGAUUAUCAUUUAUUUGUACUUAUUAGUUACUUCUACCCGAUAGAGCUUAGAAGUUGGAAGUAAUAAUUUCUUGGUUGAUUGUAUCCUUAACCAUUUCUUUUUUUUUGACACGAGGAACUCAUCAUGAAUCCACUAAUUGCUGCUGCUUCCGUUAUUGCUGCUGGAUUGGCCGUAGGGCUUGCUUCUAUUGGGCCCGGAGUUGGUCAAGGUACUGCUGCAGGACAAGCUGUAGAAGGUAUUGCGAGACAGCCAGAAGCAGAAGGUAAAAUAAGAGGUACUUUAUUGCUUAGUCUAGCUUUUAUGGAAGCUUUAACAAUUUAUGGACUGGUUGUGGCACUAGCGCUUUUAUUUGCGAACCCUUUUGUUUAAUCCUAAAAAAGAAAAUGAGUCCUUUAGAUUAGAUACUUUUUUCUUUUUUUAGUACAUUGGCAUUUGCUUAUGUAAUUCUAAGUAUAUCAAUACUUUACUUUACUCCUAUUUAUUAUAUUAUUUCUUUUUUAUAUUAUUCCGGAAAUUUUGUAUUUAUCGGGACAGACAAUACCCUAGGAACCCCAAGAAGGGCUGAUUUGAGCAUGAUCAAUUUAGAGGAUAUGCUCGCCCUCUUCCUUCCCGUCCUUAGUUUAGGACAGUGGAAAGUAUUUUUCCUUUUAUUUUAGGAAUUUUGGGAACAUUUCAACAAAGGAGAUCUUUCACAGGUCAAACGAGACCUAAGACUUAAUCUAAAAGAAAUUAUUAGAUUGAAUCUAUUUGCAUUAAAAAAACCGAUCAAAAAAGGACGAGCGAAGUAAGUAAUCGAAAAACUUUCUUCUUUGUUCGUCCUAUCUAUAAGAGGAGAGCAUAUGAAAAAUGUAACCCAUUCUUUUGUUUUUUUAGCUCACUGGCCAUUCGCUGGGAGUUUCGGGCUUAAUACCGAUAUUUUAGCAACAAAUCUAAUAAAUCUAACUGUAGUGGUUGGUGUAUUGAUUUUUUUUGGAAAGGGAGUGUGUGCGAGUUGUCUAUUUCAAGAAUAGAUUGGAUCUAUCCGGCUGCACUUUAGAAUAUUUUUAGUAUUUUUUUUGAUAAAUAAGAAAAGGUGCACGAUCUCGACGAAUUACUUCUGAAUAACUUCAGAAAUCAUAUGGAAGAACCAUAGCAUUUCGCGAUUCAUUGGUAAAUUUACUUUGAUUCUCUAUAGACCAAUAAUGUGAGACCAUUAACACGGUUAAAGCUAAACUGCUUGAAGUCCGGGCAAAAAGGGGUACUCUUUCUACAACUACAUUAGUAUUAGUCUCGAAAUGCUUUAAACGGGAAAUAGCUAGUGUAGAAUUUAUCUGAUAUAGAACACUCAUAUCGAUAAAAUAGUUUGAACUAUUUACUAGAAGGGCACGCAGCCCUUUUUCCAAUGCCAAAUCGACGACCUAUGUAUAAAAAAAAGAGAAAUUUUUUGGAUUUGAAGAAAAAAUAAAAGGAAUUCUAUCAAUUUUUAUUUUCCAUUUAUUUAGUUAGUUUUUCUUAAUGAAAUUGAAAUUAUUAACUAACAGAGCAAACACAAAUAAAGAAACAACUUUGCUGACCAUGAUAGAUUUUUAUCUAGUUGGAAGAGUCCUCUUAAUAUUCAUCUAGUCUUAUAUAAGUUUGGGUAUAUAGAAAUACAAACAGAAAAGAGAGGAUAGAGGAUAGGCUCAUUACAUAAAAAAAAGAUAUGGAAAUAGCCAUAAUACAUAACAAAAAAGAAAAAAAGGAGCGGGAGAGCCAAAUGAAUCGAAAGAUUCAUGUUUGGUUCGGGAAGAGAUCAUAAAAAUUGUAAACUUAAUAGCAAGAUAAUCUACUUUCAUUAAAAGAUUUAUUAGAUAAUCGAAAACAGAGGAUUUUAAGUACUAUUCGAAAUUCGGAAGAAUUGCGUAAAGGGACCCUUGAACAACUCGAAAAAGCUCGUAUUCGAUUACAGAAAGUCGAACUGGAAGCAGAUGAGUAUCGAAUGAAUGGAUACUCUGAAAUAGAACGAGAAAAAGAAAAUUUGAUUAAUGCUACUUCUAUUAGUUUGGAACAAUUAGAAAAGUCUAAAAACGAAACCCUUUAUUUUGAAAAACAAAGGGCGAUGAAUCAGGUCCGACAACGGGUUUUCCAACAAGCUGUACAAGGAGCUCUAGGAACUCUGAAUAGUUGUUUGAAUACCGAGUUACAUUUCCGUACGAUUCGUGCUAAUAUUGGCAUUCUCGGGGCCAUAGAAUGGAAGAGAUAAUUCAAUUUAUUAGGUUUUGAACUUCUACUUUUGUUUAGAAUUUAGGCAUUAUUUUUCCCUUGCUUCCAAAAAAAAAAAAA